CUCAAAAUCCCACUUCUAACUCUUCCAUCCACACCCCCAUUUUCUCCAUGAAACUUUCUCGUCUAAAUUCCCUCCGGCGAGUUCAGUCCGGUGAGCUUAUCAUGAAGCUCCCCGACGAUCAGGACGAUUCCAAAAGACCACAAUUCCCUCUCGAUCCCACCUCUUACAAAAUCAUUGACGAAAUUGGUGUCGGCGUCAGCGCCGUCGUGUACAAAGCCAUCUGCAUUCCGAUGAACUCUGUAGUGGUAGCCAUCAAAGCCAUCGACCUCGAUCGAUCACGAGCCGAUUUCGACGACAUUCGAAGAGAAGCCAAAAUUCUCUCACUUCUCUCUCACCCCAACAUUCUAAAUGCCCACUGUUCUUUCACCGUCGAUCGUCGCCUUUGGGUCGUGAUGCCGUUCAUGUGCGCCGGAUCUUUACAGUCCAUUAUUACAUCGUCGUUUCCCGAUGGCUUGCCGGAGCCCUGCAUCGCCGUUGUUCUCCGGGAAAUUCUACAUGCUCUGUCUUACCUCCACGACCAAGGCCAUCUCCACCGAGAUAUUAAAGCCGGCAACAUUCUGAUAGACUCAAAUGGGUCUGUCAAGCUCGCUGAUUUUGGAGUUUCGGCAUCGAUUUUUGAGGCGAAUUCGAAACAGGGGGAGUCAAUUUCUCCGUUAUCAAAGUCGAUGAUGCUGAAGGAAGUCGCCGGAACGCCAUACUGGAUGGCACCAGAGGUGAUUCACUCGCAUAAUGGGUAUAGUUUGAAAGCGGAUAUAUGGUCAUUUGGAAUCACUGCGUUGGAAUUAGCCCAUGGACGACCUCCCUUGUCUCAUCUCCCUCCUUCCAAAUCCCUGCUUCUGAAAAUCACGCGGAGGUUUCGAUUCUCCGAUUACGAGAACCACGGAAACUGCAAAAACAAGAACAAGUUCUCAAAAGGGUUUAAGGAAUUGGUAGCCUCUUGUCUCGAUCAAGAGCCAUCGAGAAGACCCUGCGCUGAGAAAUUGCUCAAACAUCCGUUCUUCAAAAACUGCAAGGGGCCUGAUCUUCUCGUAAAGACAAUAUUACAAGGUCUGCCGAGCGUAGAAGAGCGACUCAAAUUGCAAAAAUUACAGCGAUUGCCGUCAAUGAAAACAGAGGAAGAAGAAGAGGAAGAAGAAUUAGAGAAGGAAAUUAUAAAACAGAGGAGGAUAAGUGGGUGGAAUUUCAACGAGGAUGGGCUAGAGCUGGACCCUGUUUUUCCAGGGGAAAACUGCGAGGAGGAAUGUUCAAUGAUGGAGAAGAAGGGUUCGGGGGAUUUGAGCGAGUGCUAUUCGGGGCUGUCGGAUCUAAGUUCGCCGGUGGGGAAUGAGAGGGCAGGAAGCGGCGGCGGAGGGGAGGAGGAGGUGGUUGACAGGGAGUCGAUAGUGGGGGGAUUGGUGGCGCUGAAAAGGAGCUUAGACGAGCAGAGGAGGGCGGUGGGGAGUUUGAUAGAGCUGUUGGAAGGGGAGAAAGGGGGAGAGAUGAGCAGAGAAGAGCAGAUGGGGAGAUUGAUGGAGAAGAUGACGAGGGAGUUAGAGAAUGAGAGGAAGAGGAACUUUGAAUUGGAGAUGGAGUUGGAAUUUCUUAGGCUUCAGAUUUCUGCUGCUUAUAAUAAUAAUGAUGAUGAUGGUGCUGCUUCAACCGCCAUUAAUAACUAAUUUCAGACCUUCAGAAUCUCGCUUGUUUACUAUUUAUUUGUCUACAUUUUGUUGUAUGGAGUCCGAAAUUGAGUUCUCAUCUUUGUAUUAAUUUAAAAAAAAAAAAUUAGACUAAAAGUUCAAUACCAUAGGGUAUGGCUUUUGCCUGCAUGAAUUUACCAAGACCGACUAUUUUACAUGUAGGUUGUGAUUUCACUCUUUCUUAAAUUCAAUCCUUUUGAUUAGGUUUUCUCA
This is a messenger RNA of Benincasa hispida (wax gourd), 1889 nucleotides long. RefSeq names its product Protein kinase superfamily protein. Gene Ontology annotation, biological process: protein phosphorylation; regulation of stomatal opening. The record is from RefSeq and is a predicted model, not a curated record. Gene Ontology annotation, molecular function: protein kinase activity; protein serine/threonine kinase activator activity; ATP binding. NCBI's taxonomy places the organism in Eukaryota, Viridiplantae, Streptophyta, Magnoliopsida, Cucurbitales, Cucurbitaceae.